AUUUGUUCUCUGUUCGAACCAUGGUACGCUCCCUCUUUUUCCUUCCCUGCAGCUUCAUUGCAUGCUAUGCCUUAGGCUUGGUCCCCCCGGUCUUUAUUCGUCGGGUUCGAGCUACGACGCAGUUAUACGGCUUGUUCGACUUUAACCCUUUCAAAGGGUCUGGCUCGGGUGGUAACCAAGACUUUCUUGACGAGCAAUGGGAAGCCCAACAAGCAAUAUUACGCGCGCGACAAGGGCAGUUCACCAAGGAAGAUCUCCAGAAGAAGUACAAACCUCAGCCCAAGGAAGAUUCCGCUGAUACUGAAGGUGUGCCUACUCCGUCGAAAAAUCGCGGUGAAAGCAGCUCCUUCUUUGCUGAGGUAAAAGAACCUCCCGUUCCACAAAAAGUUGGUAGCCCUUUUGAUAUGAAAUUUCCCUGGGACAAGAAGUAGAAGCACACGAGAUUAUUAUCGUCGCAAGGUCACAAUGCGAUGAUUGUAACAUUAGUAAACUAUUAGGUUUUCGUCAGAAAUU
This is a messenger RNA of Phaeodactylum tricornutum CCAP 1055/1, 513 nucleotides long. RefSeq lists its product with no specific name. The transcript has a single exon. Lineage: Eukaryota; Bacillariophyta; Bacillariophyceae; Surirellales; Neidiaceae. Bases 21 to 431 code for a protein of 136 amino acids. The record is from RefSeq and is a predicted model, not a curated record.